CCAUUCAAUCUUUUGAAUAUUUCAAAUAAAAUCAAUAUUUAUGCUGAAUGCGUUGACAAAAUUUUAUUUCAAUUUAAAAUAAGUCUCAAAAACAUGAGAGAUCAAAAAUUAUCUCCAAAAUGGUAUUUUGGAGGUUUAGCCAGUGCUGGAGCUGCCGUAUGUACUCACCCACUGGAUUUAAUUAAGGUUCAUUUACAAACUCAGGAGCAUGGCCAUAUCAGAAUUCUACCUUUCACCUUAGAUAUAAUUAAAAAACAAGGAAUUUUUUCUCUCUAUAAUGGUUUAUCUGCAUCCAUUUUAAGACAACUCACCUAUUCUACCACCCGUUUCGGCGUUUACGAGAUAUGCAAACAAUUUUGGAUCCAAUCUCAAGUCGGUUCCAAUAAGAUACAUUUGAAUCAAAAUUCAAUCUCUAAUAAUGAUAAAAAUUACAAUACUUUGAACGUGAAAAACGAACGAAUACCCCCUCUAAAUAAGGAUGACUGCAAAAUAUUUGAGAAAAACAUGCCCCUAUAUGUGAAAUUAAGCUUAGCAGCCAUAGCGGGGUUAUGUGGUGGAGUCAUAGGUAGCCCGGCCGAUAUGAUUAAUGUUAGAAUGCAAAACGACAUCAAAUUACCGCUUGAUAAAAGGAGGAAUUACAAACAUGCGUUAGAUGGUUUAAUUAAAGUAAACAACCAAGAAGGUUUUCUCAAACUUUAUUCAGGAGUGACUAUGGCAACUUCAAGAGGAAUAUUUAUGACUAUAGGACAACUAGCCUUUUACGAUCAAGUCAAACAAUACCUGAUUCAAAACUUAAAACUUUCGGACAACGUUCACACUCAUAUUAUGUCCAGUGUCUCAGCCAGUAUGAUAGCUGCCACUUUAACUCAACCCUUGGAUGUGUUGAAAACUCGUUUAAUGAACGCCAAACCUAACGAAUAUAAAGGUAUUAUGGAUUGCACGUUACAACUAUAUAAAUCUGGUGGUCCAUUCGCAUUUUAUAAAGGUUACAUUCCAGCUUUCUUAAGAUUGGCGCCUCAUACAGUCUUAACAUUCGUUUUCUUAGAACAAUUAACAAAAUACUUUGGCCUCAAGAAAAUUGUGUGAAAAAUUCAUUAGUUUUUUUAAAAUAAACUUUUUUUGAAAGAGGUAAAGAUGUUAACUGUUUGAAAAUAGAAUUAGAAUGCUGAUUAAUUAAGACAACGCACUUUUUGGGUUAAUUAAUAUACUAAUAUCAAAUCGUGUAAUAUAUAUUUAACCAAUAAACGAAUAUCAUUUUGUAAUAUAUUAUAAUAUUA
Gordionus sp. m RMFG-2023 is the source of this 1277-nucleotide messenger RNA. Its product is annotated as mitochondrial dicarboxylate carrier-like. Gene Ontology annotation, molecular function: antiporter activity; oxaloacetate transmembrane transporter activity; sulfate transmembrane transporter activity. The record is from RefSeq and is a predicted model, not a curated record. Gene Ontology annotation, biological process: succinate transmembrane transport; oxaloacetate transport; thiosulfate transport. NCBI's taxonomy places the organism in Eukaryota, Metazoa, Nematomorpha, Gordioida, Chordodea, Parachordodidae. Bases 94 to 1086 code for a protein of 330 amino acids. The transcript has 9 exons.